Messenger RNA from Neodiprion virginianus, 4074 nucleotides. RefSeq lists its product as uncharacterized. The record is from RefSeq and is a predicted model, not a curated record. Lineage: Eukaryota; Metazoa; Arthropoda; Insecta; Hymenoptera; Diprionidae. The transcript has 3 exons. Gene Ontology annotation, molecular function: catalytic activity; zinc ion binding; nucleic acid binding. The coding region runs from base 1 to 4074 and encodes 1357 amino acids.
AUGUCUGCGGCGGACCUAGGGGCUCAGAUACGGGAAUGGCUGGAGGAGACGGAUGCCAUCCGGGCCAAGUGUCGGUCCAUCUCGGGAAGGCUGAGUGGCGACAUAAAGAAGCGGCUAAGCUGGGCGAAGGAGGCACUGCUAACCCUUACAGGGAAGGCAGUAUCGGCCUACGACCCUGCACCGCUGAGGGCGCGAAACACGGAGCUCUCAGCCCAGCUCCGCAAGGCUGAAAGGGAGAAGGAGGAAGCGCAGCGGGAACUCGCGGAGGUAAAGCGGGAAUUAGAGAGAGCCAAGGAGCAGGCGGUCGACCGUAGCGUGACGACCUACGCCCGCGUGACCAGUGACGGGGGAGCAGGAGGAGGGGCGAGGGCCACCUCACGAUCGGACAGAAUGGGACAGGGCCGAGCGCUCACCCCGCUCAACGUAAGGGCUGCUAAAAGCAGGCACGAAGGCCUUGACCCAGCAGCGGAAACGCCGACGCCCGGUAGCGCUCCGGAUUCGGGGCUACGACUAACGGAGGCCGAGCUUGGGCUACUCCCGGCCAGCCUUAGAGAAAAGGAGACAGCCCUUGAGCGGCAGCUGACCUCCAUCGGUGAAGUCUGGAAGGAACUAAGGAAGAUGUCGCGACAGAUCCAGCUCCUGGGGGACAUGGACAGAGGGAGGGCGUCGCAAACACCGGUUGAACCCGAACCCCCCUCAACAACAAGCGGGAUAAUCGAGACCCGCGGAGGUGCAACCGACACACCAAGGGUGGGCGGCGAAGACGGGUGGACAACCGUUGGUAACGGUAGGCGGAACCCAAGGAGGGAUCAGGGUGAGGCCGCCAGAGCAGAGCCGCCAGCAGGGGCUCCCGCCGCGGCCCGGCAAACCGCCGCCAGGCCUACCGGCGGACGGCAACACGAAGGGAACGCUAACGCACAGGUGACCGUGUCUAAGAAGAACGCGAGUCGGAGGCCCCCGAGAUCAGCCGCCGUGGCGAUCAAGGGGACCGGGGACAAUGUUAACUACGGGGAAAUAUUGCGCAGGGUGAGAGAGAAGAUCUCCCUCACGGAGCUGGAAAUGCCAGCGACCAAGAUCCGGCGCUCUGCCAACCGGGGAGUACUGAUCGAAGUAGCCGGCCCAGAUGGAGCGCAAAAAGCCGACGUACUGGCGGCACACCUCGGCGAGAUGACGAGGGCCGAAUACGGGGACGCGGUUCGAAUCUCGCGCCCCAUCACCAAGGGAGAAAUCCGAGUCCUGGGCAUGGACGACUCCGUAACAGCGGAAGAGCUUGCCGCCAUAAUGGCUGCAACAGGAGGGUGCGGAAUCGAGGCGGUAAAGGUCGGACCCCUGCGGGAGAUGACCAACGGCCUGCGGAGCGCGUGGGUCCAGUGCCCGCUGGGAGCGGCCACGAAAAUAGCCGCAAAGGGGAAGAUACCGGUAGGAUGGACGACGGUGCGAGUCAACCUCCUCGAGGCCCGACCGCGGCAAUGCUUUCGGUGCUGGGAAUUCGGUCACAUUGGGGCGACCUGCAAGGCACCCAAAGCGCACGGGGCAGCGUGCUACAGGUGCGGCGGCGAAGGGCACCAGGCGCGAACGUGCACGGCGGCUCCCAGAUGCGCCAUCUGCGCAGAGAGGGGCGGCAACAGCGCGCAUAGAAUGGGUUCCGGACAAUGUCCGGCAGUAGAGGAGCGGGGUCGGAGGCCCGCAGCGGUGACGAACCGAAAUGGCCAGGCUGCCCCAAAGACGGGGACGGACGUGUGUAUCAUCUCGGCGCCACCCACCGCCUCGGACUCGCCGCGCUGGGUCAGCAGCAGGGAGGGACGGGCAGCAGUAACCUGGGGGUCAGGGGACUUUCGGCAAGGUUGCCGGCUAGGUAGCAGAGGAGAGGGAUACGUUUCCGUUAUCUGCCGUCAGAUAACGGUCAUCUCCGUAUAUAUCUCCCCAAACAUCACCUUGGAGGAUUUCACCGCACGCCUCGAUGACCUAGGGGAGGCCGUCCGAUCAGCAGACCGCAACCAGGGGGUAAUAGUGGGCGGGGACUUCAAUGCCCGCUCACCAGCGUGGGUCCCCACAGGCGCGAACCGUAGAGGAGAGAUCCUGGGGAGCUGGGCAGCAUCCCUCGGGCUCUGCCUACUCAAUACCGGCGCAACGGCGACCUGCGUCAGACCCCAGGGGUGUUCAGUCGUGGACACCACCUGGGCCACACCGGGCCUAGCCGUAAGGGUAAGGGGAUGGAGGGUUCUCACGGGGAUCGAGAACCUCUCGGACCACCGGUACAUCGCCUUCGAGGUGGUGGACCGUCCUCAGGCCGGUGAAUCCCCGCCGAACAGAGGAACGACUGGCCGCCGUUGGAACCUAAACAAGUUCAAGGAGGAGAGGUUCCACGAGUCCUUAGCGCUACAGCUGGCGUGGGGACCGACUGGACCGGACCGGAUGACGGCAAAUGGGCUUGCCAGGUGGAUCGGGCAGGCGAUGAUAGAAGCCUGCAACGCGGCCGCGCCCAGGUCCCGCCCACCUCCGCACAGGAAAUCCGUGCACUGGUGGACCGACGAAGUAGCCGAGCUGCGCAGGGCCUGCAUCCGAACUAUGAGACGGAUGACAAGGCGUGACCACACCCUGUGGGCGGGCUCGCUGUGGGAGGCGGAAUACAAGGAAGCCAAACGCAAACUGCGAGAAGGGAUCAAGGCAGCCAAGGCUCGGGCCUGGCAGGACCUGAUCAGUGCAGUGGAGACGGACCCCUGGGGACUGCCGUACAGAAUGGUGUUUAACAGGCUGCGGGGGUCCUCACCAGGAUUGACGGAGACCCUGGACCCGGCCAUCACCGAGGGGCUGCUGUCCUCUCUAUUCCCGCACCGGGCUUCGCGCGGCGAAGACCAACGGGAGGAGGAGGCAGAGGCACGCGGAGAAGAGGGAUGGCGAGACGAGUGGGCAGUGAGCCCGGAAGAGGUCCGCACGGCCCUCAAAAAGGGGGGGGGGGGGCAAAAAAACACGGCACCGGGACUGGACGGGGUGAAGGGGAAGAUCUGGGCUAUCGUCCCAGACGACAUGGUGGCCCUCCUAGCCCAGUGCUACUCCAAGUGUCUACAGGAGGGGGAGGUUCCCCGGGAGUGGAAGACGGCACGACUGGUGCUUAUCCCCAAAGGGGGGAGCAUGGCGGGGGACCCGCUGCCAAAGGUCAGGCCCAUAUGUCUGCUGAGCGAAAUCAGCAAGGGCUUCGAGCGAGUGGUAGUCGAGCGGCUGAAAGGGUGGAUGGCGGAAAACCCUGCGGCGGAUCUCGCAGAGGGUCAGUACGGCUUCCGGGAGGGCAGGGCAACGUGCGACGCGCUGCUGAGGGGGUCGGUAUUGGGCCCACUCCUGUGGAACCUCUGCUUCGACGGGGUCCUUCGGGUACGCAGGGAAGAGGGGUGCGACGUUCUCUGCUACGCGGACGAUACGCUGGUUCUCAGCUCGGCGGGGGACAUGGCUACCGCGAUCGUCUUAGCUGAGGUCCAGGUGGCGACGGUCGUGAGGCGGAUUAACCGCCUGGGGCUGACGGUGUCGGCCACCAAAACCCAGGUGGUUGCGAUUACCAAGGGCCGGGAAUGGCGACACUGGGCAACGCAGAGCCCAUGCCUCAGGGUAGGGGGGGAGGCAGUUGCGGUAAGUAGCUACAUGCAGUACCUGGGAAUUACGCUAGACGCCCGGCUCAACUUUCGUGAGCACUUCGCGCGAGUGGAGAGCAAGGUGGCGAAAUCGACGCGUGCGUUAUUCAGGCUGAUGCCAAACCUGCGGGGACCCACAGAACAGAGGAGGAGGCUGUACGCGGAGGUGAUAUACGCGAUCAUCCUCUACGGAGCUCCAGCGUGGAGCGACGCGACGUCUGACCGCGCCGUUAAGCGACGGCUACAAAGAAUGAAACGUACGGUACAGAUAAGGGUCGCAUCGGCGUACCGUACCGUAUCUCUGGUAGCAGCAUCCAUGCUGACGCGAUCACCAUCACCGGUGUUCGCGAGCGCCAUCAUGAGGGAAAAGGAGCAAGCUGAGCGGAUGCGCCAGCAGGGCCUAGCGCGCGCGGCGGAAAGAGUUUCCAGCGACACGGGCUCGGGGGGAUAA